Diversispora eburnea is the source of this 327-nucleotide messenger RNA. Lineage: Eukaryota; Fungi; Glomeromycota; Glomeromycetes; Diversisporales; Diversisporaceae. The record is from the annotation of a GenBank genome assembly.
AUGUCAAACAAUUCAAACCCUCCAUGGCCUUCUCUUUAUUGGCCUAUUAAUACGGUAACUAAAAUUUAUCUUACUGAUCCGACAGCUGGAUUAUUAGCAUGGGUAGUAUUUCAUAAGUACAGAUGGUCAUUUUUAAUUCCGAUUAGUUUUGUGAUCGUUGCAUUACUAACAGGACUUGUGGGAGGAACAAUUGUCGGAUUUCUUUUAGCAUCAUUAUAUAAAUCUGGUAAUUUUGAAAUGUCCGUUUGGGUUCCAUUUUUAUGGGGAUUAAUUCAAGCAUUUUUAUUACUGUUAGGAUGUUUUACAACUUUUACAACUAUAUUAUGA